Daphnia magna is the source of this 2085-nucleotide messenger RNA. RefSeq lists its product as uncharacterized. NCBI's taxonomy places the organism in Eukaryota, Metazoa, Arthropoda, Branchiopoda, Diplostraca, Daphniidae. Gene Ontology annotation, molecular function: structural constituent of chitin-based larval cuticle. Gene Ontology annotation, cellular component: chitin-based extracellular matrix. Bases 148 to 1818 code for a protein of 556 amino acids. The record is from RefSeq and is a predicted model, not a curated record. The transcript is spliced from 6 exons.
AGCACAAGACCGUCAGUCGGCAAGAGUCGUCUACCUGGAGAGCUGUGCUUACAAGCCGCGUCAAGAGCAGGUAUUUAACAAGGCUGCAACCUAACCCACUUGAGUUCUAAAGCAUCAUAACUUCUCGAGUGCGACAAGGAAGUCAACAUGCAAAUUUAUCAGAUCAUUGUGGCGUUGGCCAUAAGCUGUUUGGUGGCUGGUAGUCCCGUGCCUAGUGAAACUCCAUCCGCCCGCAACGAUCAAAUUGCAGAAGCUCGUGAGCAUUUCGAAUCUGCGGUCCAUCACCUGGAAGCCGAUGAAGCUUUUCCAGCGGAAGAGGUUGCCAGUGACAUUUCCACCCAAGCAGAAAUCUAUGCCGACCGUAGUUCCUUAUACAGAUAUGAAGAUGAGCCAGAAAGUGGCGUCCGCCAAUUCGGUGUUGCCAUUCCCGAGCUGAAACUGACGCAGUUCCAGAGAUCCGACGAUGACGGUCGUUACAGCUUCGGCUACGCUUAUCCCGGACAAAUUCACAUGCAGUCCCGCAACGAAGACGGAGUCGUCACUGGAUCUUAUUUCUACAACGAUCCCAACGGCACUCCAAAUCAGGUUCAAUACAUGGCAGAUGGUAGUGGAUUUCGCGUUGCAGCCAAUAAUUUGCCCGUCUUCAUUCCCGGCCAUCAACCCGAAGCCGUUCAGGACACUCCCGAAGUGGAAGAAGCUAAGCGAAAGCACCUAGAAGCUUGGGCUGCUAUUGCUCAACAAAACAAAGCCCCAGUUACAGGCACAAAAGAGUCUACCGUCCAGAAAGUCGAAACUGCCGUUGAGGAUGAGAGCCGUGACGCUGUUAUUACAGAUGCGCUAGAGACCGAUAAAGUCGAGGCUACCAUUGAAAAAUUGCAAUCAUUCACGCCGACCAAGAUCGAACAAGAGGCUGUGGAAAUCAAGCCGUCCAACAAACAACCGUCCAUCAAACCACUCGAUCCUGACGUCAUCAUUGACGAAGAGAAUCAAGCCGUCAUCACCGAACAGGACGCAGACAUCAACGCGGGAAUUUUCGAAAUCGAUGCCGAACCGAUUCGAUUGUUGGCCCAACUUUAUGCUAAACACGUCGAGGAUGCUGAGCCUCCACAGCCGAUCGAACGGCCGGCCGGAUUCCAUCCGCAGAACCUGCAACCGCCCAGCGGUUUCGAUUUGUUCAGCCGUUUGGAAGGUGACGAUCGCCAGGCCAUUGAGAUCACCAAUCCUGAAUUUGUGGAUCUUCGAGCUUUCUUGCUGACCAAUAGGAUCCGCGCCAGCCAGAUCCCUCACAUCCUUCCAGCAAAGGAGGAGAAACAGCAAGUGAAACCGUCCAAGUUUGACGACAACGCCGACCUCCUGACGCCCGAAGAGGCCGACGAAUUGGACUUUGAUGAUGGUGACAUUGUUGACGCCAACGAUUUGUAUAAUUACUAUUUCAACAUCGCCAACGGUGGAGUCGAAGGGCCCAUUAUUGCUGUUAAUCGCGAAUCGCUUAGCAAAUUACCAGCAUCUUUGCAAUUGGCUUUGACCGGGAUGGGAGCCAUUGAUGGCCACCACAACGCCCAAUCGAUGCCCAGCCAGCAAAUCCAGCAGAAGCAGCAGUUGCUGAACCAGCAGAGGUUCGCCAGCAAUUACAUCAACCAACGCUAUUAUUCGCCUUAUUCUUCGCUCUACUCUCCCUAUCAUUUCUAUCGCCAAAACGCCCACAUGAGUCCUUACAAUUAUUACGCAAGUCCUUAUUCUUCUUAUUACCGCUUGCCAUCGGCCACGCCCUAUUCGUCAUUCCCGUACACUAAUUACAACCCGUAUCAUUCUUAUUAACGAGCUUCAAUCGUUACGCCAUUUUGAUUGACAUUGCAUUUAAUUAUUACGUUUUGUUUGUUUUUUUUUGUUUUUUUUGUUCUGUUUGUUUUUAUGGGGUUUUUUGUGAAAAAGGGGAAGAUUUUUGGUUUUGUAUUGUUUUAUUCCAAUCUUAUUUUGACACGGAAUAUAAAACUUUUGUAUCCGACAAGUUGUUGUUUCAAUAUUCAAUGGUAUUAUUAAAUCAUUUAAAAAAAACAAAAACGGAAUACAAUUUUUACAACAACA